GAUGAGAUAAGGACCAUCUUUUAAAUGCCAUCCAAUGAUCGUUUAUGAAGACCACUUUUUGAAUGAUGGCCGUUUGUGUGGAAUCGUUUAUUCACUUCGAUAAAAUCUGGAUUGUACUUCCUCCUAGCCUGUUCGGGCCCACUUAAAUUGAGAUGAAGAAUUUCGCGGAAACACGCAACUGUCGAUUAGGCUGACAUUUAAGUAUGGAUAUUGGGCUUUAGAUGAGUUUUAGAAGAUCCGAAAUCGGCAACCAGAGGCCACUGACUCCGAAUCCCCACGAAGGGAUUCCGCAGCAGUUUCAAAGGAUUCAAAGUAAUCGCAUGAUGCUGGAUUUGAGACAGCAGGUGCAGUGGCAAAACAAAAUCAUUCGAGAGCUGAAAAUCGAGCGUGACCGGCUAACCAAAGAGCUAGCCUCACGCCUGUUCUUCGUGGAAGCUCAGCUUCGAAGGGAACAGAAGCAUAUCGAGUCUCUUUUGAAUGAGAAAGACCAAUACAUCCACUUUCAAGACCUCCAAAUCGAAUCUUUAAAGUCCCUGCUUUCUCAAGUAGAUCUAGAUUUCCGCCACAAUCAAGACUGUUCUCACAGAUCCCGUUCUGCGUCUACGAAUGCUUCUGGAAGACGCUCGAAAAUGUCAGCACCACCAUUAUCCAAGAGGUAUUCUGUAGCCAUCGACGAGUACAUGAAAGACAAUGGCAUUGUCUCCAGAGCUUUGCCCGUUGUUGUCCAAAUGGACGCAAACAAAGAAAAGAAAGAAUGCUCAUCCCAGCAGAAAAUUCAUUCUCGAUGUAUCCGCACCUUAAGUUUGCCUGAUUUGCACCGGAAUAAAGUUGCAACUACAGAGCGCAUUGGUCCAGAUCAGUGUUAUGGACCAUAUAAUGGUUUUGGUGGCGAGCAUGCUCUGUCCCAGGAUGUCAUUGACGAGCUGGCAGCCAGGCGAUGGGCAUCUGACUGUGACUCUGAGCACUCAGAUUCGCUUGAUUCGGGGAUAUCCAGUCCAAGUAUCACUUCGAGAAGUUUGCAUCUGGAUGAGAUACCUCAUCCGGUCCUACCAGACGAUCGCAGUGUCAAAUCGGACAAUAUCCCAACCAGGCGUGGCUGUGCUAUAAGCAACUUUCUAAAUCGAAAGUUUUCCUUCUCGUCAACCCAAUUGGAGAAGAUCAAAGAUCGCGAUGACAAUGGUGAAAAUCGUUGUAAUAACACACUCACGGCAAGCAGAAGGCACAACUCCUUUUCUGAAAUUAAGACGAAAGAUUUCCAAGAAGCAUGCAAAGAGAUCACAGUGCAAAAGGUUAUGGAGGAACAAAAACCAAGGAAGUUUAUUAGUUCUGCUAAUAGAACUUUCGGAACCAAUCAUCGAUCUGUUACGAAACCCCGAGACAUUAAGUUCAGGAAACUCUUCAAGUUUCGUCGUCGUGCAGAGCCCACUGAACAGGAAGUCAUUCAUUGUGAAGAUUAUAUGACAGUGUGAGAAGUGGUAUAAACUGACAUAAAAACAAACUCAUUUUAAUGUAUUUUAGUUCUUGAAUAACAUUAUUCUAGUUCGUGAAUUCUUCAUUAGAGUUGUGUUUUGUUUGUUACUUUUAGUGAGAUGGAGUCUGAAUGUGGGAAGUAGUAUUUUUAUUUUGCUAGAAAAUAUCUUGAAGGACAGCUGAGAUAAAAAUUUAUAUUUAGUUUUAUAGAAAGAAUAUUAUGUUUCUAAUAUUAAGAUUUUAUAAAUAAGAGAUUACUUUUAUCUGUGUGUUAUUUCAUAGCAUUUUAUUUCAUAAAUUUAAAUGGAAAUUAGUUUCUAUUGAUUCAAUUAAAUAUCUUUACGUAUAAAAAUUUUGGGAACAAGUACAAAUGUAAAAAUUGGAAUGUAUAAUUGCUAUUAUUAAAAUUGUUUGUAAUUGGACACUGUAUGUGAUCAGGAGCGAAUCACUUUUUUUAUCCACUUUUGCUAACUGCUCCUAUGUAAGUACAGUUUGCUGUGUUUGUGGACUGAACCAACUCAAUAUGUAACACAUACAUUCCAUCUACUACUAGCUUGCAACGGAUUGGAAUUCAUCAAAUUUGAAGAAGAACAUUUCAUCAGUAGAACAUUUCUUUAAGGUUUUACAGAAGCAGUCGUACAUUAAAACUGCAGUUUCGAUUUUGUUCUUCACUGUAUAAUUCAGGCAAAUUUAUAUAUUUUUUUCUAUAAAAAAGGUAGUUUUUUUAAAGGAAUACGUGCCGCUGAGAAUUAAAAAAAAUAUUUAUUUUGUUUAUAAUAAUGAUAAGCAGAAACAAUGAAAAAAUGCAACGUAAAAAUAAUAAUCUUUAAAGGUUUUAAUAUCUCUAUAUAGAAAUCUUUUUUAUAUUUAAUCUGAAUUAUAUAUUUUUAAGAGUAUAUGAAUUUUAUAUUUUUAUAUUUAACCUGAAAGAACAUUUAAAAGCCUUUUCUAAACCUGAACUUGUGUUCAUAAUUAUUCAAUAAAUCCUUUAUUUAAAAAUAAUCCGUAGAAUUUCAAACCAUUUUUAAAUAAUAAUACUUAUUUAUUGAAUAAAAGGUUACAUGGAUUACAUUUGGCCUUGAAAACGUUUUUAACUUCUUAAUGUGUGAAUCUGCUGGCGGAUUUCUUUUUAUUCUUUUGUACGAACCGUGUUUUCUCCCAUUUUUUAAAAACUAUUUUACUGUUGUUUAAUAUGAAGUGUGUUUUUCAA
Molecule: messenger RNA, 2680 nt
Organism: Argiope bruennichi
Lineage: Eukaryota; Metazoa; Arthropoda; Arachnida; Araneae; Araneidae
Exons: 2
Coding region: 222-1469 (415 amino acids)
Source: RefSeq, a predicted model, not a curated record